Molecule: messenger RNA, 1521 nt
Organism: Myxozyma melibiosi
Lineage: Eukaryota; Fungi; Ascomycota; Lipomycetes; Lipomycetales; Lipomycetaceae
Exons: 5
Coding region: 1-1521 (506 amino acids)
Biological process (GO): ubiquitin-dependent endocytosis
Cellular component (GO): cytoplasm; cytosol
Molecular function (GO): protein-macromolecule adaptor activity; ubiquitin protein ligase binding
Source: RefSeq, a predicted model, not a curated record
AUGAGCGAGACGCUCACCAACCUCGAUAUCGUCGUCGGUAGGGUCGAUCUAAAUCUUCAGUCCGAAGAGUCUCUUGCAAAUAUCGAGAUCAAGAUGGAAGGUGUCUCGAAGACCACUCUGAGAGUUCAAAAGCGUCGCGGAAAUCGUACAAAAACAAAGAUAGUCUCAGAGAGUCACAAGCUUCUCUACGUAACAGAGAUCCUUUUCCCUCCCGAAGACAUUCGAAAACUAGACGCCGGCGGGACCGGACGAGACGGGUUUACGCUUGCGCCCGGUCGGUACCAGUAUCCGUUCGAGUUUCGGAUUCCGAUCAAUAAUGACUGCACCGACAAGAAGAACUUCAUUGCCAAGCUGACUGAGAGCGGCGAAGCGCAGACUCAUAUUACUACCACUUUGCCGCCGUCGUGUACUGAUACAGAGCUGGCGACGAUCAAAUACUUCUUCAAAGUCACUGUCAAGAAGAGCGCAUUUUACAAAAUGAACAUGCGAGAAUAUCUCCCGUUCAUCUUCCUUCCAAUCGAGCCUCCCCGUCCUGCACCCGGCGAGAUCGAAACAUUCUACGCCCGUCGCAAACACCGCUUCCCAUACACUGCUGUCUCGCGAUCUCAUCUAGGUCUCCGCUCCGGUGCCGGAAGUAGUCCUGCAGCAGGCAACGGUCAAGCCAAGAAAAAGCGCGGAUUCUUUGCGUCUAUGAUGGGCGGUGGUUCCACUCCAAGAGAAGGCAAGGACUUUAUCAAUCAGCAAGGCCCCGAGUUUUAUCUAGAAGCGCGGAUGCCCGAGCCCCGAAUCAUCGUACCAUCCGAACCCAUCGACCUCCGCCUGCUAGUCUCGUCGCAGACCCAUCUCGACGUCGAGAUGUACAUGCACUCGCUUGCCGUGACGUUGAUAAUAACCACCACCGCGCGCGUCGGCGCCGAGUCGCAGACCAGCGUGCUCUCGCUGCCCGUCGUCAAUUUGCAGAAUCUCAAGCUUCCCUUUGGCGCGAUGACGAAUCCGCAGCCGGGCAUGUAUGAGGCCGAGUUUGAUCAGCGCAAGAUCACGCACGGGCUGUUUUUGCCAAAUACUGUGCCGCCCACGUUUAAGAUUUGUAAUGUCGAGCGGAGUUACGCGCUCGAGGUGAUUGUGGAACUGUCCCACGGUCAGCGCGGUACACAUGAGUUAAUCCAACUCGGCUUCCCAGUCCAGGUCUGGUCAGGCAUCAGACCACCCCCGGCCCUAUUGCAAGCAGUCCAAAACGAGAUGCAGAACCCGUACACAAAAGCCACGAGCAGUCUACACAAGCAAACCUCGGCCGUCGUCGACGAGAUGCCAGACUACGGUCCUCCGCAGCUCAAUAAACGCCCUACCACAGCUUCGUCGUCUACACCCGGAUCCACCGGGGCGGCGGGCGCUAGCAGCUUACCGACGUAUAACGAGGCUGUUGGGAGCAGGUUGCAGCCGAUUGAGGGGCCUCGUCGGACAUAUGAGCAGGCCCCCGCGUAUUUCAGCAACGUUGACGAACUAGACAACGAGAAAAACUAG